GGCAAUCGUAACCGUUAAUCAGUUGUCAGCUGUCAAACAAGUGGAAUUGUAUUUGUCUCGAUCAAUCUCAAUUCAUCUUCGGUGAGCUUCUUCCUAUCUUCCUUCUGUGUACCUAAGGAGAAAUUGUUGUAAUUUUCCGGCAGAGAUGUCGACGGCUAGGGAUCCGAACGAGGAAACUUCCGGCGCAGACGCUAACUCCGGUUCCGUCGAUGGCGGCGGCAGCGGCGGAGGAGGAGUGGACACGACGCCUUUGCUUAACGACCAGAUCUUCCGUAGCCGGCGAUUCAUGCGCAAUUCUCCGAGCCUAAGAGGGGCGGCUCGGUUCCUGCGGCGAGCCAGCAGUCGGAGGAUGAUGCGGGAGCCGUCGAUGCGGGUGCGCGAGGCGGCGGCGGAGCAAAUCGAGGAGAGACAGAGCGAUUGGGCCUACUCCAAGCCUAUCGUCAUCCUGGAUCUCAUCUGGAACUUAGCUUUCAUCGUAGUCUCGAUCGCUGUGUUAGUUAUGAGCCGCAAGGAGUCGCCCUUGAUGCCUCUCAGGCUCUGGAUUAUUGGCUACGCUUGCCAGUGUGUGCUUCAUAUGGUUUGUGUCUUUGUGGAGUAUAGACGGCGGCGAAGUUCACCCGAGAGCUUGAGUUCUAGACGGAUAAGCGGAAGCAGAGGUUGGAGCAGUGCGAAUUCGAGCUCCGAAAGCGAUGAAGAGACUGGUGAUUAUGCCCCAGAAAGGCGCCAGAAUGAAGACGAACCCAGUGUUGCAAAGCACCUGGAGUCUGCCAAUACAAUGUUCUCAUUUAUUUGGUGGAUUGUUGGAUUUUACUGGGUAUCUGCUGGUGGUGAGAGGUUGCCCCAUGAUUCCCCUCAACUUUACUGGCUUUGCAUUACAUUCUUGGCAUUUGAUGUGUUCUUUGUUGUUAUCUGCGUUGCUGUGGCUUGUGUCAUUGGAAUUGCUGUUUGCUGUUGUCUACCAUGUAUAAUUGCAAUCUUAUAUGCAGUGGCGGAUCAGGAGGGAGCAACUAAGGAAGACAUUGAACAGUUGACCAAGUACAAAUUCAGGAAACUUGGUGAUUUUGAGAAACAAAAUGGUGAGAUUCAAGAGUCAUUUGGAGGGGUAAUGAUUGAAUGCGAUACUGAUUCACCCACUGAACAUGUUCUUUCUGCGGAGGAUGCUGAAUGCUGUAUCUGCCUCUGUUCCUAUGACGAUGGCAUUGAACUUCGUGAACUCCCGUGCCGUCACCAUUUUCAUUGUGCCUGUAUAGACAAGUGGUUGUUCAUAAAUGCCACCUGUCCUCUCUGCAAGUACAAUAUCCUCAAAAAUGGCAACCAUAGCGGCAGGGAAGAUGUCUGAGGACUCGAACGAAAAGCCUCGGUGGAUCCAGCAAAGCUCUGCCAAACAGCAAUAGGUGCGUCGGGUUUUCUACUGGAUCCGUGCACCAACUUGGCUGCUACUUGUGUGUGUAUUUUAGGCUUUGCCGCACUGAUACCUAGUUCUUUCAUGGGCUUAUUAUUGAUGCAUAUGGCUCAUUGUUUCGUUUAGUUACUGUGAACGUCUCGUUCUCGUGUAUACAUAUAAACUAUACAUAUAUAGAGUCAGAAAGUGUGUUGAAUGAAGUUCAUAAUGUUACGUUAUUCUUUGCUUA
Messenger RNA from Ipomoea nil (Japanese morning glory), 1631 nucleotides. RefSeq names its product E3 ubiquitin-protein ligase At1g63170-like. The transcript has 5 exons. Bases 146 to 1339 code for a protein of 397 amino acids. NCBI's taxonomy places the organism in Eukaryota, Viridiplantae, Streptophyta, Magnoliopsida, Solanales, Convolvulaceae. The record is from RefSeq and is a predicted model, not a curated record.